Astyanax mexicanus (Mexican tetra) is the source of this 5602-nucleotide messenger RNA. Its product is annotated as sodium-dependent neutral amino acid transporter SLC6A17. Gene Ontology annotation, cellular component: plasma membrane; synaptic vesicle. The coding region runs from base 195 to 2375 and encodes 726 amino acids. Lineage: Eukaryota; Metazoa; Chordata; Actinopteri; Characiformes; Acestrorhamphidae. The record is from RefSeq and is a predicted model, not a curated record. The transcript has 12 exons. Gene Ontology annotation, biological process: L-leucine transport; alanine transport; sodium ion transmembrane transport.
UGGGGACAGAUCAUUGGCGUGUGUGAGAAACAGAGGGAUGGAGCUGUGGGCUCAAGCUUGAUCUGUGGAGAAACCCUUCAAAAACUCUGCAUACAACCAGCCAGCAGAACACAGUAUCCAUCUGAGCUCCAUCUCCAGCUCCUCCUCCGAGACGUCCUUCUUUCUCUCAUCAUCUCUCUCUCCUGCUAAUCCGGAUGCCUAAGAACAGUAAGGUGACCCAGCGAGAGCAGGGGGAUGUGGUCACGGCGUCGGUCGCUGACCUGCUGGCUCAUGAACAGCCUCUGGACUAUAAGAGCAGUUCUCUGAGUGUUGGUGGGCCACCAGGGUCCAGGGUUGGAGUGGACAGUCCAGAAAACGAUGGCAGACCGGCCUGGAACAGCAAGCUGGAGUACAUCUUGGCCCAGGUGGGAUUCUCAGUUGGCCUCGGCAAUGUGUGGCGCUUCCCCUACCUGUGCCAGAAGAACGGCGGCGGUGCAUAUCUGGUGCCGUAUUUCAUCCUCCUCAUUCUGAUUGGGAUUCCACUGUUUUUUCUGGAACUGGCGGUCGGUCAGAAGAUCCGGCGCGGCAGCAUCGGGGUCUGGAAUUACGUCUGUCCUCAACUUGGGGGAGUGGGAGUGUCCAGUCUAAUGGUGUGUGGGUUUGUGGGAUUAUAUUAUAACGUCAUCAUCGGCUGGAGCAUCUUCUACUUCUUCCAGUCCUUCCAGUCCCCCCUACCCUGGAGCAGCUGCCCAGUCAGGAUAAACGGCUCACAGGCCAUCGUGGAGCCGGAAUGUGAUAAAAGCUCAGCUACGACGUAUUUCUGGUAUCGCGAGACUCUGAACAUCACGAGUUCGAUCUCAGACACCGGCGGACUGAACUGGAAGAUGACGGUGUCGCUGUUCAUCGCCUGGGUCAUCGUCUGCCUGGCCGUCAUCAAAGGCAUUCAGUCCUCAGGGAAGGUGAUGUACUUCAGCUCCUUGUUCCCGUACGUGGUUCUCUUCUGUUUCCUGGUGAGGGGGCUGUUUCUGAAGGGAGCGGUGGACGGCAUCGCCCACAUGUUCACGCCUAAGUUGGAGAUCAUGCUAGAACCUCAGGUGUGGCGAGAAGCAGCUACACAGGUGUUCUUCGCUUUGGGUUUGGGGUUUGGUGGAGUCAUCGCCUUCUCCAGCUACAACCGGAGCGACAACAACUGCCACUUCGACGCAGUGCUGGUUUCCGUCAUCAACUUCAUUACCUCCAUCCUGGCCACACUGGUGGUGUUUGCAGUGCUGGGCUUCAAGGCCAACGUCCUCAAUGAGAAAUGCGUGGCUGAGAACGCAGAAAAGAUCGUGGGAUAUCUGAACACUGGAGUGUUGAGUCAGGAUCUGAUCCCACCUCAUGUCAACUUCUCUCACCUGACUGAGGAAGACUACGCUCAGAUCUUCACAGUGAUAAAGACAGUAAAGGAGGACGGAUUCGGGCAGCUGGGGCUCCAGCCCUGUGUUCUCGAAGACGAACUGAACAAGGCAGUACAGGGGACUGGUUUGGCCUUCAUCGCUUUUACAGAAGCAAUGACUCACUUCCCUGCUGCUCCCCUGUGGUCGGUGCUGUUCUUCUUCAUGCUCAUUAAUCUGGGCCUGGGAAGUAUGAUCGGCACCAUGACCGGCAUCACCACGCCCAUACUGGACACCUUCAAAAUACGCAAGGAGAUUUUAACAGUGGUGUGCUGUAUUGUGGCGUUCCUCUGCGGACUGCUGUUCGUUCAGAGGUCUGGGAAUUACUUUGUGACGAUGUUUGAUGAUUAUUCGGCUGGUUUGCCUCUAACCGUCGUCGUCCUCCUGGAGAACCUGUCCGUAGCCUGGAUCUACGGCACCAAGAGGUUCAUGCAGGACCUGGAGGACAUGUUGGGCUUCAGGCCGUACAAGUUUUAUUUCUACAUGUGGAAGUACGUCUCUCCACUCUGCCUCCUCGUCCUCGUCUUGGCUACUAUUAUACAGAUGGCCAUCAGCCCACCUGGAUACAACGCCUGGGUUCAGGACCAGGCUGAGGAGCGUUUUCAGAGUUAUCCACCCUGGGCUACAGUGAUGUGUUUCUCGCUGGUUGUGGUCGCCAUGCUGCCUCUGCCCGGCGUCUUCAUCGCCCGCCGCCUGAACCUCCUCACCGACGGAUCCAACAAGCUCUCGGCUUCCUAUCGCAAGGGCUGCAUGAUGAAGGACCUGUCCAACCUGGAGGAGCAGGACGAGACUCGCUACAUCCUCAACAAGAACAUCGCAGGGUCACCAUUACCUCCACAACGUCCUCCACGUCCCCCUCGAGGCCUGACCAUUGACAACCCUCCAUCUGACCCAAAUACCCUCUCACCCAACAGCUGCUACCGGACCAGCUACCAGAACCCCACCACCCCCGAAUCAGACUGAACCAAACAGAGAGACACGUCCCAGUAUCAGAUUAAACCACUCGCAGAGAGACACGUACCCGAAUCAGUUAAAACCACUCACAGAGAGACACAUCCCCGAAUCAGACUGAACCACACACAAAGAGAUACGUCCCCCCAAAUCAGACUGAACCGCUUGCAGAGAGACACGUCCCCGAAUCAGACUGAACCAUACAAAGAGAUACAUCCCCCCAAAUCAGACUGAACCGCUCGCAGAGAGACACGUCCCCGAAUCAGACUGAACCAUACAAAGAGAGACACAUCCCCAAAUCAGACUGAACCACAGAGACCCUCCCCAAAGCAGACUGAAGCACCGAGACCCGCCCCCAAAUCAGACUGAAGCACAGAGACCCUCCCCCAAAUCAGACUGAAGCACAGAGACCCUCCCCCAAAUCAGACUGAAGCACAGAGACCUGCCCCCACAUCAGACUGAAGCAUAGAGACCCUCCCCCAAAUCAGACUGAAGCACAGAGAUCCGCCCCCAGAUCAGACUGAGGCACAGAGACCCUCCCCCAAAUCAGACUGAAGCACAGAGACCCGCCCCCAAAUCAGACUGAAGCACAGAGACCCGCCCCCAAAUCAGAAUGAGGCACAGAGACCCUCUCCCAAAUCAGACUGAAGCACAGAGACCCGCCCCCAAAUCAGAAUGAGGCACAGAGACCCUCUCCCAAAUCAGACUGAAGCACAGAGACCCGCCCCCAAAUCAGACUGAAGCACAGAGACCCGCCCCCAAAUCAGACUGAGGCACAGACCCGACCCCAAAUCAGACUGAAGCACAGAGACCCGCCCCCAAAUCAGACUGAAGCACAGAGACCCGCCCCCAAAUCAGACUGAAGCACAGAGACCCGCCCCCAAAUCAAACUGAAGCACAGAGACCCUCCCCCAAAUCAGACACCCAUAUAUGCACAGCAUUUGCACAGAGAGGUUUCUAAACAUCAGUAAAAUAAAAACACCUGAAGAAUCUGCUGAUAGUAAAAAUAUACUUUAUAUUAGUUUAGAUUAGAUUAGUUUAGAUUAGAUUAGAUUAGAUGUGUUCGGAAUUCUGUUCUCAUUAAUAAGCAAUAAUUAUAAAACCAAAUUUCUGAAGGACCAACAGUUAGUGUAGAGUUUCUGAUCUGGAAUUAGUGAACAGAGAGAAACGUUCCCUGAUUAUUAUCAGCGGUAAAAUCACGGUUCUACAGUAGGAUGCACCAAUACGCACCACCUUUACUAAAACCACGUUUCAACACUAAUUAUCCAAAUCUUUUAGCUCCACUGAUUAGCAUGGGGGUGGUGCAUGAGGUGUUAGUGUGUGUGAAUAGUUCACUAACCAGAAAUAUCCAGCCAACAGCAUCCAUGUCCUAUAGGCUGGCUCCUGUAGGCUGGCUCCAUGUCCUGUUGGAUAUGUCCUGUGGGCAUUAUCCUGUUGGCAACAUCCGAUAGGCUGGAUGCGGUGUCCUGUGGGCUGCUUUCUGUAGGCUGUGUCCUAAGGGGUGACUUCUGAGAACUUUGCCCGCAUCAUGUGGGCAGUGUCCUGUGUAUGGCGUCCUGUGGGCUGCACCCUAUGGGCACUGUCCGCAUCCAGUGUACAGCGUCCAUGUCCUGUAGGAAUUAUCCUGUGGGCUACGUUUGCAUCCCAUAGGCUGCGUCUGCAUCCCGUAGGCUGAGUCUGCAUCCUGUGGGCAGUGUCCUGUAUGCUGCAUCCUGUAGCCUGCAUUUGCAUCGUGUAGGCUGCGUCUGCUCCCUGAAGGCAGCAUCCUGUGGGCUGUGUCUAUGUCCUGUAGGCUGCAUCUUGUAGGUAGUGUCUGUAUCCUGUGGGCAGUGUUCUCUGGGCUGCAUCUACGUCCUAUGGGCAGUGUCCACAUCCAGUGGACAGAAAUGUCCUGUAGGAUGCAUCCUGUAGGCUACGUUUACAUACUGUAGGCUGCGUCUGCAUCUUGUGGGCAGUCUCCUGUAUGCUGCAUCCUGUGGGCAGCAUCCUGUAGACAGUGUCCUGUAGGCUGUGUCUGCUCCCUAAAGGCAGGACACAGCAUUGUAGGCAGUCUACUUUAUUGUAGACUGCAUCUUGUAGGCAGUGUCUGUGUCCUGUAGGAGUUCUAUGGGAAGUUUCCUGUAGGCUGUGUCCGGCGUUUACAUCCUGAGGGCAACAACCUGUGGGCUUUGUCCAUGUCCUGUAGAGUUGCAUAUGCAUCUUAUAGGUUGCAUCUGUACCCCGUGGGCUUUGUCCACGUCCUGUAGGCUGUGUCCUGUAGGAACUACAGUCUGGAAUUAUAGAACUACAAAGUGUCCUAUGCCUGAUCAAUGGAGCUGAUAAAACUGGAUAAUAAAGGUGUAAAAAACAAGGUGGUCAUAAUGUUACAGCUAAUGUUACAGUGCUCAGCACUGCCACCCAGUGUCUGAUUUAAACACUGCAUCAAAUAUUUAUAUAUAAACCUGCACCAAAACAAACCCUGCAGUUUAGUUUUAGGAAAUGAAGUUAGAGAUUAGGGAUCAGGGAUCAGGGUUUAUGGAUUAGGGUUUAGAGUUUAGGGAUUAGGGAUUCUGCAGCAGCAACUUCACCUGAAUGUAUUUCAGCACACUGUCCGAGCCAUUUACUACGUGAUUAAUGUUUAAAUCUGUGUUAUUCAGAGAAAUAGCUCACUGUAGUGUAUGUGUGUUUACAGAGUGUGUGUGUGUGUGUGUGUAUCUGUAUCUGUAAUAAUAAGCUGUAUAUUUUUUGGUGUGUGUGUUGUGCAGUACAUGUGUAAACAUAAUGUAAAACUAUGUGUGUGUGUGUGUGUGUGUGUGUGUGUGUGUGUGUGUGUGUGUGUUCAGUCUCGCAGGUUGUUUCACUGAGAGUCUAUUUGUAAAGCUAUAUUUUGUUAACAAGAACAAUAAUUAUAAUAAUAACAACAACAAUACUAAGAACAAUAAUAACAGAUAAUAACUAAAUAACUGAAUGUCACUAUAAACAUUUUACGAAGAACAGUUUUCUCACUGUGUGUGUGUAAGAGUGUGUGUAAGAGAGAGAGAGAUUAAGACAGUGUGUGUGUGUGUGUGUGUGUGUGUGUGUGUGUGUGUGUGUUAGACAGCAAUAUGUAAAUAUCCAGAUUCACUAGCAGUUGAUCCAGCUGAGCUGAAUGUGAGUUUUAAGAGCUUCAACACUUUUAUGGUUGUAAAGUAUAACUAUGGAAAACUGUCAGUAAUAAAGUCAAUGUAUCACAAAAUCAUCAAUAAAGGAUGUUAAUGCUG